Molecule: messenger RNA, 1730 nt
Organism: Capsicum annuum
Lineage: Eukaryota; Viridiplantae; Streptophyta; Magnoliopsida; Solanales; Solanaceae
Product: acetyl-CoA-benzylalcohol acetyltransferase
Exons: 1
Coding region: 19-1341 (440 amino acids)
Source: RefSeq, a predicted model, not a curated record
UUAUCACUAAUCCCAAUUAUGGACAAGUUAGAGAUUCAUAUCCAGACAAGGAAAAUGUUGAAGCCCUCAACUCCUACCGUGAAUCAUCUCCAGAGCCUCAAGCUUUCGUUGUUCGAUCAGCUGGCACCUCGUCAUUAUGAACCAGUACUUCUCCACUACUUGCCAAGCACCAGUGAUUGUGAAGAAGGAAUAAUAAUGACUGAAAGAUGUGAUAAGCUGCAAAAGUCUUUGGCCCAGACGUUAACCAAGUACUACCCUCUAGCUGGAAGAUUUAGAGAAGAUGAACUAUCCAUCCACUGCAACGAUGAAGGCGUUGAGUAUGUUGAAACCAAAGUCAAUGCAGAUCUUGCUAAAUUUAUCCACCAAGGAGUACCCAAGAAUAUUGAGCUUUUGAAUGACCUUCUUCCAGAAAUGGAACAUGUGCCGUCAAGUCCAUUACUAGGAGUCCAGGUGAACGUAUUCAAUUGUGGAGGAGUAGUCAUUGCGAUACAAAUGUCCCACAUCCUAGCCGAUGGUUUCACGUUUGCUACGUUUGUCAAGGAAUGGGCACACAUUAGCCAAACAGGGACGACAGAAGAUUGCCUCCCAAGAUUUGGUCAAUUGCCAUUGCUCUUUCCCACAAGAGUGCUAUCAAGAACUCGGUUUUCACGACCUCCAAACCAUGGUCCUAAGAUUGUCACAAGGAGGUUUGUGUUUGAUGCUUUGGCAAUAACUAAGCUCAAAAACACAAUCGAUUCAAGUGCCACGUUCAGGAAGCCUACUAGAGUGGUGGUUGUUAUGUCGUUAAUAUGGAAGGUUCUUGCAGACAUUUCUUCCGCCAAAAAUGGACAUUCAAGGGACUCUUCUUUAAUAUUUUAUAUUAGUUUGAGGGGGAAAUUUCAUUCGCCAUCUUUAAAGAAUGCGUUGGGGAAUUGUACGACGUUUGGAAUUGCUGAUCUAGAGGCAAGCCAGUCAAGAAAUGAGUUGACUGACUUUGUAAACUUGGUAGGAAAUACAAUACAGGACACAUCUGUAGGCAUUGGUAAGGCAAGCGUUGAUGAUGUUUCCUCUUUAGUUCUUAACAACCAGAGUAAAGUUGCAUAUAAACGUCGACAAGGGGACACGAUGGACAUUUAUAGGUGCACUAGUUGGUGCAGAUUCCCUUGGUAUGAAGCUGACUUUGGUUGGGGAAAGCCAUUCUGGGUGAGCGCUGUUAGCUUCGACAUUAUUGAAAUAGUUUGUCUGAUGGACACAAAAAAUGGUGAUGGGAUAGAAGCAUGGGUUAGUUUGAAGGAGAAUGUCAUGGCUGAAUUUGAGAAACAUCCUGAUAUUUUGACAGUUUGUCCUCCACUUCCAUCAUAGCAUUCCAUUCAAUUCCUUGAUUUGGAAAAAAUGAAAUUACAUUAUGUAUGUUUCUUGAUGAUGUAAUAUUUCUUUCUUUGCUUUGUUGGUUUUUGUUUUCUUCAUUUGCCCCAAAUCUGCAGCUAAAUAAAUUUCUGGCUUAGUUCUGGUAUGAGAUUAGUUGAACUUGAGCCAGGAUCUAUCGGAAAAAGCCUCUCUACUUUUUCGAAAGUAACGGUAUGGACUGCAUACAUUUUACUCUGUCCAGACCCCACUUGGUGGGAAUUCAUUCACAGGGUUUGUUGUUGUAGUCUGGUAUGAGGUUAGUCCUAAUUAGUAGAUGUUUCUAAACUAUCUUUAUGUAUCUCUUUCCCGAUGAUAUAAUCCUUCUAGGUUCGCUUUGCUUCUAA